UGCAGUUCUUGCCCCUUUUGCACCCUCUGCCUGCCAACAACGCUUCCUUGCUCGCGGUCGGGGUGGGGAGACGUUUCGCGCGCCUCCCUGGUGUCUGGCUCCUUGCCCCACACACCUUGACCUAAUUUCUCUGCCAACUUGGAAGCCUCCUUGGCACAGGUAUGAAAUCUGGCUUGCUCAACCGGCUCGGAGCAGCUGCCUUUCCCCAGCUUGAGCUGGGCGGAGCCUGCAGCCCCGUCCGACUCGCCUCCGGGACAUAAAAGGAAAGACGGAGGCUCGCGACCUCUUUUGCUCUGCAACGGGGGGUUGCCAGCUACUUUUGCAAAAAAAGAGAGGGAGUCAUCUGCAAGCAGUGGCCAUGGCUUCCUUGUUCGCGGGCGAGCUGGCCCGCAGCCCCCGCCGCCGAAGGAGCACCAGGACUUGCUGCCAGAGGUGCCUGCCUGCUUUGCCCAGCAACGAGCCAAGGUAAGGGACGGGAGGAGAUUCGGGGUGGGAGAGGUAUCCCCUGCCCCGAGGAUGCUGCAAUGAUGCACGCGCGCCCCCUGGACCAGCAGCCCACGUGGCCCGACCUGGUAAGCCGCCGAGGCCGGAGCGGUGGCUUCACCAUUCGGUCCUCUGCGCCUGGCAAACUUGGCUCCGGAGUCGUUCCUGAUCGCCUGCCAAUAACGGCCGGUUUACACGAGUAGCGCGCGCGCGCCUUUUCCUUCGUCCCUUCCCAGCGCCUCUCGGAUUGGAAAGCAAAGCCGCGGCUGGUUGCGUCCCCCGCUCUUUUAUUCCCAUUUUAACUAAAGAGGUCGCUUCAGCUCUCUAGUUAGGAAACAUCCCCCCCAUUUUUUUUUUUAUUCCGUUUUUAAAAAGAGCAGCUCGCUUCUGCUUUCUAGUUGGGAAACAUCUGGUUUCCCCCUCCCUUUUUAUUCUCGGGUUGUUGUGUUUUUAAAAUUAGAAUAAAAGCUCGCUUCUGCUUUCUGUCGCGCGCAGAACAUGCAGCCCCAGCCCAAGUUAGCGUUUACUCCGAAGCAAAUCGCGCGCAGCCCAACAAUAUUUGUUCCAAAUUUAUUUGUUGCGUUAUACUCCACCUCCCUUCCCUGGAGCUCAAAGUGGUCCAUGUACAUAGUACAUUUUAUCCUCGCAUCCCUGUCUACAGGGUGACUGGCCAAAGGUCACCCAGUAAGCUCCAUGGCCGGGUGUAAGGUGGAAUUUGAACCCCGGUCUCUCCCAGUUCCUAGUCCCCAACAGAUUCCAUGUUUACAAAACUGUAGCUCCAGUUAAGUUUCUCAAAUCGAAACGCCCUUGAAUCGAAUUUUGACCAUCCGGAACGUUCGAAGAGAUUUGCUCCGGAGCGAGUGUGUGUAGACACGCGGGCGCAAGCCCCUCCUCCCGCGGAAGCGUGUUUGGGAUGGGGUUCGCCGUAAACCCAAAGCCGCUCCCUACGAAGUCCAGUUUUGCCAGAGCGCUCAGCAUUCAGGGGUGGGGGGCUUUGAAGAGACCUUAGGAAACAGGGGGAGGUUACUCCCGAGUAAACGCUCUCCUGGGGUUGCUGCUCAGCCGCUUGCAACAGCAGGGCCUGUUCCUGAGUCAAGGCGGUGCAGAAGGGAGCGCGCAAAAUCCCCUUCUCCGCCUCCGGGGCUUUCCUAUUCGCUGCGUCAAUUCCUGCUCAAGAGGAAACCCAUUUCCAGCUCGAGAGGCUUGGAAAGAUGCCCUGGAUGGGCGGCAACCCGCUCCUUUUCCCACUGGCCCCGUGCGCUGUCAGUCAGAAUCAGUUUCCGUAUUCAAAUAACAAAAUAAACUAGGGUGGGGCUUGGAAAGUUUAUUAGCAGCCUGCAGCUGUGAGUCAUAAGCUGGGGGAGCAGCAACAGCUGGUUGUCUCUUGGAUCUUUGCAACUGAGUUGUUCCUUUUGUCUCUUGCAGCAAACCCAUGGCCAAGCAAGCCUCUUUUGCCCGGUCCUUGCCCCCUGCAACUACUAUCAAGGAGGAGCUUCUGUGCCCCAUCUGCUACGAGCCCUUCAAAGACGCCGUCACCCUCCGCUGCGGGCACAACUUUUGCAAAGGCUGCGUGAGCCGGUCCUGGGAGGACCAGGCCCACCAUGUCUGCCCGGUGUGCAAGGCAGCCUGCUCCCCAGAGGAGCUCCGCACCAACCACACCCUGGCCAACAUUGUGGAGAUGUUCCUCUUGCAGGAGAAGAAACAGCAGCAGCAGCAGGGUGAGGCUGGGGAGUCCUCUGCCCGCUGUCCUGUGCACGGAGAGGAAGCCAAGCUCUUCUGCCUGGAGGACAAGGAGCUGGUCUGCUUUGUGUGCCAAAGCUCCAAGCAGCAUGCGGACCACAGGAUGAAGCCCGUGGCAGAGAUGGCCAAGAACUACAGGGUAAGCUCCCCUGGGGGGUCUGGAUGGUGCGAGAAGGUCCUCUAAGAGUUGGCGGGCUCUCCUUCAUUGGAGGUUUCUAAGCAGACCUUAAAGGGACGUGGGUGGCGCUGUGGGUUAAACCCCAGAACCUAGGGCCUGCCGAUCAGAAGGUCAGCAGUUUGAAUCCCCACGACGGGGUGAGCUCCCAUUGCUCGGUCCCUACUCCUGCCAACCUAGCAGCUUGAAAGCGCGUCAAAGUGCAAGUAGAUAAAUAGGUACUGCUCUGGCGGGAAGGUAAACGGUGUUUCCGUGCGCUGCUCUGGUUCGCCAGAAGCGGCUUAGUCAUGCUGGCCACAUGACCCGGAAGCUGUACACCGGCUUCCUCGGCCAGUAAAGCGAGAUGAGCGCUGCAAUCCCAGAGUCGUCCGCGACUGGACCUAAUGGUCAGGGGGUCCCUUUACCUUCAAAAUGUACCUAAAAUGCACCUAAAAUGGACGUGGGUGGCGUUGUGGGUGGCACUGUGAGUUAAACCACAGAGCCUAGGACUUGCCGAUCAGAAGGUCGGUAGUUCGAAUCCCCGCGACGGGGUGAGCUCCCAUUGCUCUGUCCCUGCUCCUGCCAACCUAGCAGUUCGAAAGCACAUCAAAGUGCAAGUAGAUAAAUAGGUACCACUCCCGCGGGAAGGUAAACGGUGUUUCCAUGCGCUGCUCUGGUUUGCCAGAAGCGGCUCAGUCAUGCUGGCCACAUGACCCAGAAGCUGUACGCCGGCUCCCUUGGCCGGUAAAGCGAGAUGAGCGCCGCAACCCCAGAGUUGUCUGCGACUGGACCUAACGGUCAGGGGUCCCUUUACCUUUACCUUUACCUUUAAGCAGACCUUUGAAUGGCCACCUAUCAGGGUUUUUUUAGUUGUGAGUGCAGGGGGCUGGACUAGAUAAUGCUUGGGAUCCCUUCCAAUUCUACAAUUCCUGGACGCUGUAAGAGGGAGGAACUGUGUGUAAUUUGAGAUCAGCUCAGACUGGAUGUGGGGAACCUUUGGCUUGCUACAAUUCCAGUUAUCACUGGCUGUGCUUGCUGAAGUUGGUGGGAGCUGUAGUUCAGUAACGCUUGGAGGCCCAAAGAUAGAUGGACCAGGAGCAUAUCAUGUUCUACCUUGGCUGCACACAAAGGCUGCUUUAUAUCUCUGGAACCUCCUUCUGAUGGAUGUUUAGCAAUGCCAGCCUCUGUACCACCACUUGCCCAUCUUUUAGGCCAGACAGCAUGUUGCGUCUGAAGGCAGCCCUGUUUAGGGAAGCUUUUAAUGUUUAACAGGUUAUUGUAUUUUUUUAAUCUGUUGGAAGCUGCCCAGAGUGGCUGGAGAAACCCAGCCAGAUGGGCGGGGUAUAAAUAAUAAAGUAUUAUUAUUAUUAUUGCGUUUGCCAUAGUGGUGGCACCCACUUGCAAGUUCCUCUCCCAGCCACCAUAAUAUUCUCAAACACCACUAGCUGCAUAAAUUGGGGCUGCCCCAUAUCAAAGCCUUCUCCUUGCCAAUGAUUGGGGGUGUAGGAAUUUGUUGCACGAGGACCCUGCUUCGUGUGACAUGAGUGAUGUUUGUUCCUCCCCCCGGAGGUUGUGGACUAUCCUUCCUUGGAGGUUUUAAGCAGAGGCUGGAUGGCCACCUGCCAUGUAUUAUCUAGUUGGGAUUCCUGCAUUGCAGGGGGUUGGACUAGAUGACCCUUGGGGUCCCAACUCUGAUACCCCCAUAGCAAAUGGGAUGGGGAGGGCUGUAGCUCAGUGACAGAGCAACUGCUUUUCAUGCAGAAAGUCACAGGUUCGGUGAUUUGAUACCAGUUAAUAAUAAUAAUAAUAAUAAUAAAUUUAUUAUUUAUACCCCACCCAUCUGGCUGGGUUUCCCCAGCCACUCUGGGCGGCUUCCAACAGAACACUAAAAUACAAUAACCUAUUAAGCAUUAAAAGCUUCCCUAAACAGGGCUGCCUCCAGAUGUCUUCUAAAAGUCUGCUAGUUGUUCUUCUCUUUGACAUCUGGUGGGAGGGCAUUCCACAGGGCGGGCGCCACCACCGAGAAGGCCCUCUGCCUGGUUCCCUGUAACUUGGCUUCUCGCAGCAAGGGAACUGCCAGAAGGCCCUCGGAGCUGGACCUCAGUGUCCGGGCAGAACGAUGGGGGUGGAGACUCUCCUUCAGGUAUACUGGACCAAGGCUGUUUAGGGCUUUAAAGGUCAGCACCAACACUUUGAAUUGUGUUCGGAAAUGUACUGGGAGCCAAUGUAGGUCUUUCAAGACCGGUGUUAUGUGGUCUCGGCGGCCGCUCCCAGUCACCAGUCUAGCUGCCGCAUUCUGGAUUAGUUGUAGUUUCCGGGUCACCUUCAAAGGUAGCUCCAUGUAGAGCACAUUGCAGUAGUCCAAGCGAGAGAUAACUAGAGCAUGCACCACUCUGGCAAGACAGUCUGCAGGCAGGUAGGGUCUCAGCCUGCAUACCAGAUGGUGCUGAUAAACAGUUAAGAUCCCAGGCAUUUCCAGUUAAGGCUAGGGAAGGGAGACUUUUGUCGGAGAGCCUUUGCUAGUCAGUACAGACAAGGCUGGGCUAGAUUUAGAGUCCUGCCUGGAAAUGAGAGAUGCUGGAGACCUUCUAAAUGUAGAGCAGUUGUUCUGCAGCUGAAGUACAGUUCUUCUCUGGACCAGUGGAUUGGACUGAUGGAGCUUAAGGAUUUGGGGGCUGCUGAGGUGCCAGAAAACAUUUCCUAAUCCUUUUCCUUCUUUUCCCUGCUGUUGAAAUAAAAUACAACUCAUCUUGACUAUUGCAACAUACAGGGGUUAAUUCAAUGGUGUAAAGAAAACAAUCUUAUGCUUAACACCAAAAAAACCAAAGAACUCAUAAUUGACUUUAGGAGAAAGAAAAGCGUAUUUUUACCAUUGCACAUAAAUGGCGAGGAGGUGGAGAGGGUUGGUAGUUUUAAAUACCUGGGCACUUACAUCUCUGAGGACCUCUCAUGGACUGUAAAUAUUAAUAUGGUUGUGAGGAAGGUGCAGGGGAGGUUGUAUUUCCUGAGAAUGCUCAGGGGACUGAAUCUAUCUCAGCACCUACUUCUGUCCUAUUAUCACAGUACCAUCGAGAGUGUCUUAACAUAUAGUAUAUUAUCGUGGUAUGGGAGCAGCUCUGAAACGGAUAAAAAGCUUUACAGAGAAUAAUUAAAAUUGCCCAGAAUGUUAUUGGGCUCCAACUACCAACCCUGGAUGAGAUCUUCACGUCUCGCACUUUGAAGAAGUCACACAAUAUCCUGAGAGAUCCCACCCAUCCUGCUCACAACUUCUUUGAACUGUUGCCUUCGGGCAGAAGAUAUAGGACAAUGAAAACACGAACCACACGCCUUCUGAAUAGUUUCUAUCCAAGAGCUCUGAUUGCACUAAAUAAUGAUCUCAGGGCCAGUUGCAAGGAAUAGCAAGCAGGGAGUAGGAAGGAAUGAGACAGGUUUUUAGGUUAUGUUAUGCUUCUAAUAGGUUAUGUUAUAUUCUGGAGUAUGAUAUGUUUUUAUAGAUUAUGUCUGAAUAGGAUGAGAGUGUUGGAGAUACGUGCAAAUGUGUAUGUGAACCCGGUCUUCGAGUGGGUGUUUGAUUUUCGUUGUUGUGUAUACUGUGUAUAUACGGACAAUGACAAUAAAUUUAUCUAACAUAGGCAUAUAUUCAUGCAUUAAAAACCCAAACAAACUUUCAAAUGGUCCCUUACGAAAGCAGAGGACCACAAUCACUAAAAUGACAUGCGCUUAAAAAAAAAAAACUUGCAGAAGCGUUUCUAUUUUAAUGUUAUAACCCAUUUUCCACCACAACAUUCUCCAGGAUGGUUGCAGAAACACAGAGCUUUGGUUAGAUGGAAAACAGCAGCGACUUGGAUCCUGCAACUGUUUCCAUCUGAAUGUAUCUCGCCAUCUGUAAUACUUCCUCCAAUUCAAAAGUUGGGGAAAUGUUCCCAAAAUAAAAAUGCCCACUUGAUGAUGGAAUGAGAUAAUGAAGUGGCCAGGCAGUUUCCUAGGGAGAGGGUUUCUAACUACAGAAUCAGAGCCCUCCUGAAUCAUCAGGAGAUCCACUGAAGUCCCCAUUUAGGGUGCUGACUCUUCAGCAGAUGACGACCGCAUAUUUUAAAGCUUUUCCCCUAGAGAGCCUAUGGCUCUCCAAGCCCCAGUUGUGGGGAGAUGUACUCCAGCCCGAGAGCAACUGUGUGGACCCACAGAACUUAUCUCUGAAAAACUCCAUGUGGAUGUUGUAGGGCUUGCAAGCUGACUUGCAAAAUAAAAAUUCGAAAUCUCUACAAACCAGAUGGAAAUCCAGUGUAACGUGCCAAAAUUGCUAAACCUCCAUGGGUGGGGCGAACCAGAUUUUGUGCCAAGUUUCCUGUUGCUGUGUGAAAUGCCAACAACAUUGCUUGUUUCAGUUUGGCAAAUUUUGUUGGUUCCUGACUAUUUCCCAUGUGGGUAUUCAAAACGUUUUGCAGUAUACUGAAAACGAGCCUUGGAACCACCAGUGGUGGGUUGCCCUGAUUUUGGGGUGUAUCUCAAGAUAGUGAUGCAGUCAAGCUUUGCUUUGAAACUGAGGCUCCGAAUGGAUUUUGAGUCCCAUGGGGAGAGGCCCUUUGAGAUGGUUGUAUCGGCUUGCUGUAUUGAAAGAUGGCUGUUGUGGCUUGGAAGAAAGGAUAGUGAGCUUGAGAUGGGUUUUGAAGUGGUGGGAAGGGAUGCUGGAGGUUAAAGGAAGCGGUGUACAGUUUGAGUCACACUUUCCCGGCAAAGUUUCCAUCUGUCUCUGACACAGUAUGAGUUUGCUGUGAGUCACCCAGCCUCAUGUCUAAUUCCAGUCUCCAUGGGUUUGGAGGGAGAACUGCAUGGUAUAUAAUUCAGUGUGUAAGAAUGACAAAUUGGGCUUGUGUUUUGGGGAGCAACCCCCCCCCCCCCAGGUUCUGAAGAUAAUAGUGUAAACCAGAAAUCACCAGGGCCAUGUGAUGUGUUUUGCCCCCAAAGCACUUCUGUCUGUCCCCUGACAGCCCUCUAAGGCACAGUGAAAGGUUUACCCACAGUUUCACUCAUGUAGAAUAUAAGUGUUGUUCUUAUACUGUAAUAAAUAAUAAAAUAAUAAAUUUUAUUUAUAUCCCGCCCUCCCCAGCCGAAGCUGGGCUCAGGAUGGCUAACAACCAUAAAAUAAUGCAACAUUCUAAAAAAAGUUCAUUAUAAAAAUUAAUUAAAAUCAAAUUGAUGGCAACCAUUAAGCAAAAAUUCUGUGCAGAUUGCCAAAGGAGGGAGUCAGGCUGCACCCUGACCAAAGGCCUGGUGGAACAGCUCUGUCUUGCAGGCCCUGCGGAAAGAUGUCAAGUCCUGCAGGGCCCUAGUCUCUUGUGACAGAGUGUUCCACCAGAUCGGAGCCGCAGCCGAGAAAGCCCUGGCUCUAGUUGAGGCCAGCCUAACCUCUCUGAGGCCUGGGACCUUCAGGAUGUUUUUAUUUGAAGAUCGUAAGUUCCUCUGUGGGACAUACCAGGAGAGGUGGUCCUGUAGGUACGAGGGUCCUAGGCCGUAUAGGGCUUUAAAGGUUAAAACCAGCACCUUAACAGUUAAAACCUGUUCUUGAGCUAUUAAUAAUUUGAUUCUACGUGUCCUAGAAAUAUUGCAUGUUUCUUGAGAUUUUGCAUGUAGUGGAAAGCUUGGUGUGCAUGCUUCAUCUGACCCCUUGUACUCAAAACAGCAACACCUUUCCUGUAAGGGAUGCGGGUGGAGCUGUGGGUUAAACCACAGAGCCUAGGACUUGCCGAUCAGAAGGUCUGUGGUUCGAAUCCCUGUGACGGGGUGAGCUCCCAUUGCUCGGUCCCUGCUCCUGCCAACCUAGCAGUUCGAAAGCAUGUCAAAGUGCAAGUAGAUAAAUAGGUACCACUCCGGCGGGAAGGUAAACGGCAUUUCCGUGCGCUGCUCUGGUUCGCCAGAUGCAACUUAGUCAUGCUGGCCACAUGACCCGGAAGCUGUAUGCCGGCUCCCUCGGCCAGUAAAGCGAGAUGAGUGCCACAACCCCAGAGUUGGCCAUGACUGGACCUAAUGGUCAGGGGUCCCUUUACCUUUACCUUUACCUUUAAGGCUAAUGUGAUGUUGAUGCCUGACCACUCAUAGUGGUGGGAGUUUGUAUUGCUAGCCACACUUGUGGGUCCCAUUCUGUCUCUAUCCAUUCAUGUCAUCUAGUAGUCCAACCCACUGCGAUGCAGGAAUCUCAGCUAAAGCAUCCAUGACAGAUGGCCAUCUGACUUCUGCUUAAAAACCUCCAAGGGAGAUGAGUCUACCACUUCUGAGGGAGCCUGAAGAUGAGCUGUUUUAGUUGUUCUAUGUUUUUUGAAGAUUCGUGAGUGUUCUGCGACAGAAGUGAAGCCAACUACUGCUAGGGACUGCUGCUCAGGCAUUUCAGGAGAGUUAAUUCUUUAUUGUAAUAGAUGAAGUUUCCCUUUUCCUAGAAAUAGGAAACAUGCAGUAAAAGAUGCUAAGCUCUUUCUUCUCUGCCUUAAUUCCAGGCUAAGUGCAAAGACAUGGAAAGCUCCCUGCAGGACAAGGUGCAAGAAUUUGGAAGAAUAAAGUCUGAUUACAGGCUCAUUGCAAACCACAACAAGGUGAGCAUCUGACUCUGAGCUCCCAAUUGUGCAGCGCACUGUUCUAGGGCACACCUCCAGGAGACCUUCCCUUCCACCAUGCUUGUGUGUGGCUAUGGAUUGGGAGGGACGAGUGUCCUGUUAUGUGUUCAAGCCUUCCCUGCUCUGUACUGUGAAUAUAUUUUAUAUUUUUAUGUUCUGAACCACCCUGUGAUCGAUGACUGGCAGUGGUGUGGGUUGUGAAACACAAGAGCAGUCAAGUACAACAUUCCUAGAGUGAACAUGUUUACACAUGGGGAGGAAUGUUUGUCCAGCCAGCAGGUAAACUUCCUGUUUCCUUCUGGGCUGGGACAGACUUCCUCUGCAUGGGACUAAAAGUGGGCGUGGCCUCACCUGUGCAGGUAACGACAAAAGCACAGGGCAGGACAGCCUUCUGUUUUAGACUACAUGCGUUGAAGAAGCAACAUCUGCUUAGCCAAAGGUGCCCUUCCUUCCAGCCAAGAGAGGACAAAGGGACUGUCCCCUUAUGAGAUAGUUUCCAGGUGUAUGUUACUUUUCUAAGCCAAGUCUGCCUUCUGGGAUCCGAUUGUGAACAGAAUGUGAGUGAGUAAACUCUUUUUAUACUUUCAUAGAAGACUGUGUCGUGUCUUAUCUUUUAUGAGGGAAUAAGGGGAAAUGACCAGAACAGUUAUUAAAGAGGCUUUAGUGAGCCUGAGCAAACGCAUCCGCUGUGAGUUUAAAAAGGGGAAUGUCGCUUUGCUAAAUUGCGAACUUGUUUAUACAAGUUGGAAAGGCUAUAAUCAAACAAUAUAUCCUCUCCUGCAUCCCUGAACAUUCCCACAAGUGGCUCCCCAGGGUUUCAGGCAGCUGGCAUUCCCAAUUUUGCCUGGAAAUGCUGGAAAUAUAACAUGGGACUUUUUGCAUACCAAGCCUGUGCUCUACCACUGAGCUAUGGCCUUCCCCAACUCUGGCUGAAGCUAUUUCUGCCACUGCCGCAGUAGCUCAGGAGAAGCUCUGAUGUGUAAGGUCUCUUUUGCACAUUGCGUUGUGUUGCUUCAGUGGUAUAUAUUUGUUUGCAAACUCUUAGAACUAUUGAAUAAUUAUAAUAAUAAUGAAAUUUUAUUUAUAUCCCACCCUCCCCAGCUGAAGCCGGGCUCAGAGCGGCUAACAACAAUAAAAAUAACACAAUUUACAUAAAAUCACAAUCAAUUAAUUGAAAUGCAUUCUAAAAUCAAUUCAUUCUAAAAUCAAUUCAGAGUCCAAUUAUUGGCAACCAUUGGGCUAGAGUUCUAUGAGGGUUACAGAAGGAGAUGGUCAGACUGUGCCUUGGCCAAAGGCCUGGCGGGACAGCUCCAUCUUGCAGGCCCUGCAGAAAGAUAUCAAGACCCGCAGGGCCCUAGUCUCUUGUGACAAGAGCGUUCCACCAGAUCGGGGCCACAGCUGAGAAAGCCCUGGCUCUGGUUGCAGCCAGCCUAACCUCCCUGUGGCCUGGGAUCUGAAAGAUGUUUUUAUUUGAAGACCGUAAGGUCCUCUGUGGGACAUACCAGGAGAGGCGGUCCUGUAGGUACGAGGGUCCUAGGCUGUAUAGGGCUUUAAAGGUUAAAACCAGCACCUUAAACCUGAUCCUGUACUGCACCAGGAGCCAGUGCAGCUGGUAUAACAAGAUCUCUGUUAUGGCUUGCGUCUCUUAUUCUGCAGAACUGUCCUGCAUUUAAAGCUACAUCCUUGCUUUAUUUUGUCUUUCUUACUCUCCCUUGCUACCUGUCCUCAGGAAGAAACUGCUAGAUUGGAGAAUGAGAUUAAAAAGCAGUUUGAACAACUGCACAAGUUCCUGCAGAAUGAGGAGAAGACUAUGCUGGAAGAGUUGCGGGAGGAGGCCCAGAAGAAGCAGGACCUGAUUGAAGACAAAAUCAGGAAGCUAUCGGAAGAAAGCAAUGUCUUGGUACAGGAAGUUGGUCAGCUACAUGCUGACCUGAAGGAGGAUGACGUUUCCUUCCUCAAGGUAAGGCUGGUGGGCAUCUGGCUCCAUAUCCCAAAUGAAAUGGGAAGAUUUCUUCCUUCUGUACCCCCCCACAACCCCCCCCUGCUCCUCUGAAUGAUGCCUCUGAUUCUGAAGACUUGUCUUCUUGGUAGGAUGGUGUACAGCCCUUCCCCAAACCCCCUUGAAACUUUUAAUAGAGUUUCUCAGUAAUGGUUUCUUCUCUGAUUCUACCUUCUUCUUUUUCUUACAGAAACACAAAAACCGGAAACGCAGGUUUGUUGUCAUUUAUUAGAUUUCUUACCUACUGUGAAGGAAAUAAAAAGGUAAAGGGACCCCUGACCAUUAGGUCCAGUCGUGACCGACUCUGGGGUUGCGGCGCUCAUCUCGCUUUACUGGCCGAGGGAGCCGGCGUACAGCUUCCGGGUCAUGUGGCCAGCAUGACUAAGCCACUUCUGGCGAACCAGAGCAGCACAUGGAAACGCUGUUUACCUUCCCGCCGGAGCGGUACCUAUUUAUCUACUUGCACUUUGACGUGCUUUCGAACUGCUAGGUUGGCAGGAGCAGGGACCGAGCAACGGGAGCUCACCCCGUCGCGGGGAUUCGAACCGCCAACCUUCUGAUAGGCAAGUCCUGGGCUCUGUGGGCUCACCUACAGUGCCACCUGAAGGAAAUUGCCUGUUUUUAAAACUAAAAAUCCUGUAUGUGGUUGACUUGGGAUUAUGGCAUUAAUACGUUCCCUCAUAGUUUUGCCUGUCAGGAGAAACAAUUUGAAAGGUGUCACAAAUUAAUUAACGGAGGUUUGGAUGUUUGUGGAUUAAAAUGCAGAACAGGAAGUAACUUCAAGGCUUUAAUUAGCCCACAGCUUGCAUUGACAUUCAGAUCAAGGUGGGUCUCAGAAUACAAGGAACACACACAGCUGGCACUUUUUAUGCCUUCCAGCCAAUCUAACAUAUGUAGAUAGAAGGGACAGCUCAGUGUGAGGGAAGGCAGGAUGCAAUUAGCCUGUUUUAUUCUACUGUACGUAGUUGCUCAGUUUGGGUAAUUGCUCUGUAUGCAUGUAAUCAGUCAUAUGUUUAACUCCCCCCCCCAUAACAACAACAAUAACUCCAUUGUUUUAAAACAACCCAUUUCCGUGCAUGAAUGGGUUCCAUCUUCCUUUUGUACUGAAUGCAGAAGUUAUUCUCAGAACACCACACACAAUGGAAAAGUGUGUGUGUGUGUGUGUGUGUGUGUUUAUUUGGACUAUUUUAUAAUCUGCACCGUCAGCACAAUCAUGGUGGGUCCCCGGAUGUUGUUGAACUACAACUCCCAUCACCCCUAGCUAGCAAGGCCGGAGCUCAGGGAUGAUGGGAGUUGUAGUCCAACAACAUCUGGGGACCCACAGGUUGAGAACCGCUGAAGGGCAGCUAACAGAAAUGUAAUAAAAACAAUACACAAAUUAAAAUAGCAAAAACUUAGGAAUAUCCCCUCCCUCCAAGAAUGGUUAAAAGUUUUUUAAAACCCAAAGAUUGUAGAUUCUGGGAUCUUUAAAACCUGGGGAAAGAAAUGCAUAAAUGAUAGUAAUGAGGGUGCCAGUGAAACCACCUUGGGAAGGACGUUCCCAUAGGUAAGGAGUCAGCACGGAAAACGCUUUUUCUGCAGUCACCACCUGCUGCUUCUCAAGAUAGCAGAGGCCCCCAGAGAAAUCUCAGAUUUCUGAGCAUUGAAGCACCCCUGGAGAAGUGAUAAGCGUAUGUUUUUAAACAUGCAACAAAGAAGGCUCAAAUCUUUUUUUAUAAAAUUGAUUUGAGAUUCCCACAAAUCCUGACUGGGGGAGAGUGUAAGUAUGAGAUAGGAAGAUGGGUGAUUUGCAGUCUUUUGAACAUUUGCGUGAUCCUAGACACUUGCAUUCAGAAGGCUUGGGAUUGGUCCGUCUGUAAGAAUGCUUGGUUUUUCUAAAACUGGGUCCCCCUUGCUCACCUCUUUGUUUGUCUGAAUUGUGUUUCCUAGAAUUGCCUGGACAGUAGAACACCCAGAAGCAAUUCCACCAGGGACUCUGAUAGAAGUCACCAAGUAUUUGGAUUCUUUGCAGUAUAAUGUAUGGAAGAAGAUGCUGAAUAUCAUCAAAGUUGGUAGGUUUCUUAGAUGCCAGGAGAAAAGGAAUCUGUGACACUUCAGCUAAUGUUUUUCGACUACAGCUGAUGGAAGCUGUAGGUCAGCAAUACCUGGAUGAAUAAAUGUCACUUCAUCCUUUCCGUAGAACACAUUGAGGUGGCUUAUUGCAAGUAGCGGUGAUAAUUCCAAAAUGCCCUUUCCCAUAAAAAAUAAGUUCCUCUCGUAAUGAAAGGAUGCAUAGAAUAAAACCCCUGACUGCCCUGAAAUAUAAACUCCAAAUGGAGGAGAAUCAUCCUUAUUUGGGUACAGUGGUACCUCGGGUUACAGACGCUUCAUGUUACAUCCGCUUCAGGUUACACACUCCGCUAACUCAGAAAUAGUGCUUCAGGUUAAGAACUUUGCUUCAGGAUAAGAACAGAAAUCGGGCUCCGGCGGCGCGGCGGCAGCAGGAGGCCCCAUUAGCUAAAGUGGUGCUUCAGGUUAAGAACAGUUUCAGGUUAAGAACGGACCUCUGGAACGAAUUAAGUACUUAACCCGAGGUACCACUGUACAGUGAAAACUGAUUGGGCGUGUAUUAAUAGGUGCUCAGUUUGCAUGCUUUAUUCUAAGCAAAUCCUCAACUUCUGGCACAGAAUGUUGUGACAGGAUGUGGGUAUGUUACUUUUUAGAGGUGCUCUGUAAUAUAUAUUUUACCCUUGAAUUGGUUCCUAGGAUAACAAGUGACAGAAGUACUCCUGAAUUGUACCUGUUUCUAUGGGUGAAGAUUUUUCACACCUGAAUGAAUUAUUAUGUCACACUUAAUAAUAAAUAAUAUUUUUUUUAUUUGUACCCCGCCCUCCCUGACCGGAGCUGGGCUCAGAGCAGCUAACAUCAUAUAAAUAAUACAGUAUGCGUAAAAACAAGCAAUCAAUCGAUUAAAAUGCAUCCCAAAAUUAAUUCAAAUAAAUUAAAAUUAAAACUGAACAAAUGACAAUCCUCAGGUUAAAGUUGAAAGCGGUUAAAUUCCAGCCAGCAUAUUGUGGCAAAAGUCACCGUUCCUUCAGUGCAUAGUUAUGGGUGAAAUCUCUGAUAACAGCGAUUAAUAGAGCUAGAGAAUAGUCUCAUUCUUGCUCUUUUAUCCAGGAGAAGACAGUGGGCAACACUGAGGAGCGAUUAAUGACAGGUUGGGCACAAAUUAAGCAAUGUUUGUGUUUUGACUUUUUUUAAAAGCAGCUUUGUGGGGUGUGGAGCCAAGAAACAGUGAGGUGUCAAGGAAUGUGGGCACAUGCAUAGGUUAAGAGCCACAGAGGCGUGAUCUGCAGUGGGAAGUUGCAUUUCCACUCCGAAAUCUCCUCUACGGUGCUGAGUAUUGUUUGGUAAGCAGCAGCUUAUUGUAGCCAUCAGAGGGCAGCAGUGCAUGGGUAAUCUACAUCAGCCUGCACCAGCCUGGUGUCCUCCAGAUGUUUUGUAUAACCCCCAUCAGUUCCAGCCAGCACAGCCAUGCUAAUGGAAUUUGGAGCUCAAAACAUCCAGUAUUCGUCUUUUUCUUUAAUUUUGAAGAAGGGUGCUGACAUUUCACAACACUAUUCAUAUAGUACAGUGGUACCUCGGGUUAAGUACUUAAUUCGUUCCGGAGGUCCGUUCUUAACCUGAAACUGUUCUUAACUUGAAGCACCACUUUAGCUAAUGGGGUCUCCUGCUGCCACCGCACGAUUUCUGUUCUCAUCCUGAAGCAAAGUUCUUAACCCGAGGUACUAUUUCUGAGUUAGCGGAGUCUGUAACCUGAAGCGUAUGUAACCUGAAGCGUAUGUAACCUGAAGCGUAUAUAACCCGAGGUACCACUGUAUGUGGGCAGAGGCUUGUAAGUGAAUUGAAAACAAUACAUGUCCCAGGCCUCCAUUCUAUGUAGUAGGUUGACAUACUCAAGAGCAGGUUUUCUCAUGAGGAAAUAUCCAUUCUUGUGUCCUCACUCUGCCUGCUGCCUUGUUUUGUUCUCUCCUGGCUUUUGUGUGCCAGGAGGUGUAUAGGAGGGGACAAAUUGGAAUACAGUCAUACCUCGGGUUGAAGUAGCUUCAAGUUAAGUAUUUUUGGGUUGCGCCACUCGCGCCAUGCGCAGACGCUCAAAAUGACGUCACGCGCAUGCGCGGAAGCGGCGAAAUGCGACCUGCAGACGCGCAGUCAUGUCUUACGUUUACUUCACGAUGCGAACGGGGCUCCGGAACGGAUCCCGUUUGUAUUCAGAGGUACCACUGUAGUACAGUUGUGAGGUAGAUGCUGACUUAAUGGGAUUUUUACCCACCCUUCAUCCUAAGAUUCCUGGGUGAGUUACAACAAUAUAAUUAUUCCUGCAUUGCAGGAGGUUGGGCUAGAUGACCCUUGGAGUCCCUUCAAACUCUACAAAUCUUUUAUUCUAUUAAUUAUUAACCUGUUAUCAACCUAAAAACUUACAGUUGCUGGAAGGCAGUUAUAAAUAUGAAUAAAUAUGUAACCUAGUAAAUUGGAAAUAAGGCAUACAAAUUACCGUAUUUUUCCAUGAAUUAGACGCCCCCUAUUUUGGGGGACUCCAAAUUAAGAAAACACACCUCAGCACUGCCCAUGUAUAAGACGAGCCCCAAUUUUAAACCUAAUUUUUUGGUAAAAAACAACAACCUAGUCUUAUACACGGAAAAAACCGGUACCUUACAGAGAGUGAAUGUGUAUUUAUUAAUUCACUAUAAUUAAUUAUGAGCAUAGAGACUGAACAUCUUUCCCUAAGGGAGCCAGAACACACAUUGAGAAUCAAUAAACCAGAGGAAACUCCUGCUGGAGGCAGUGUCCAAUGAACACAUCCCAUUGGCACAAAAAUUUCAAUUUGUUUAACAGGACUUCCCCAAUUUCCUUCCAUUGUAAUGUGCUCCAUGCCCACCCGAAAUCUGCUCUGGAGGAUUGGGGGAGCUGUAGAACACAUUGGGAAGGGGACAAAGGAGAAGGGGGAAAGUCCCAUUGCACAAGCAGAAAUCCUUGCACUGAUGGGACAGAUUACUUAGCACUACUUUGGGUACAACCCAUAGCUUUGCUAGAUUAAAAAGUUCUCCAGUGAGAAUGCCUAGCUGAAAUUUGCAGGGGGAGAGACAGAGCAAUACAGGGGUCAGCAUUUUAUUUUUGCUGCAACCCUUUUUGGGGUAGCAAUCCUCUUCCCACCUGUAUUAAGUUUUGUCCCUAUACCUCCAAGGCAAUAAAUGCCAAUAUGCCCCUCCCCAUUUCAACUGGUCAUGUCUUAUGAGUCGGUGAAAAUGAAGGGAGGGGAUUCAGUUCAGUCCUAAUCAGUACCGGGCUCAACUUGUCUAGAAUUUGGGUUUCUAACAAGUUGCCAGCCCACUGCCUAUAGCCACGUUCAAGUACAUUUGUUUCCAGCAUCUGACGUUAUGCCUUUGUAAACGGAAGUUCCAAUUUGGCUUCCAUCCUUGCUAUUUUGCAGCAGGCAAGUCUGUUUCUGACUUGAUUUGGUUUGUCUUUUAAAUUCCCUCUUGUCAUACUCCUCAUACUUAACGAUUGUCUCCUUUUGCAGUCCCGUUCAGCUUUGAUCCCAAUACAGCUGAGAGUUGGCUGGAAGUUUCUGAUGAUCUCACCAGCAUUAACACCUGCAACUACAAGCUGGUGGUGGAAGUCCCUGAACGCUUCUCCAUGGGCAUGCCCUGUGUCCUGGGCUCCAAGAGCUACUCCAAAGGGUCUCACAUUUGGGAGGUCGAUAUUGGCAGCAUUGAGUACUGGUACAUCGGGGUGGCCAGUAAGUCCUGUGGCCACUACUGGAGCUUUGGCUGCGAUUCCCGAUUGGGGCUUGGCUACAUGUACCGCAUGCAGGGUACUAAGAGCAAGAAAAGCCAGUCCUUCCAGGCCGUCCUGUCAGAGACUGGGCGCAGGAAGAACCUCAAGAGAGUGCGAGUGGAGCUGGACUGUGACGAAGGGGAGCUCUCGUUCUACGACACUGAGCAGAAGAGCCACAUAUACACGUUCCAUGACAAGUUUGGAGAAGUCUUUCCGUACUUCUGCAUCUGCAGCGUACACGCCGGGUCACCACCUGAGCCGUUCAAGAUCUGCCCGCUUCAGAUUCAUAUCAAGAAAGACUAUCCAAACUGAGCUUGUGUUUGGUUUAUCCCUCCCUGCGCACCCACACAUCCUUGCAAAAGCUUGCCUAUCCUACCUAACCAACACUGAGGCAGUAAAAAGAACUUAAGACUAUUCUUCAAUGUUUAUGAUAUGCAGACAUUCCCAGCAAGGCCAGGAGAAGUGGCUGUCUUAAGCUGCGGUUUUGGGGUUGCCAUUCAGAUUUAAUCCACUCCGGAAGUUCUACACAAUCCUUCUUGUGAACAGAAAAGGGCGCAAGAGCAGCUUGCUAAGGAGAAACCUCUUUAUGUGCAGAUAAAUAGGGGAGGGGUACUUGAGCUGCCCAGUUAAAACGUGUGUUUGUGUAAGGGGCUGUGUUUUAUUCACAGUGCAAUCCACACCCCAACAAAUUGGCAUGAGCAUGACAGCACAUGUAUGAGAUGAAUCUAGCAUGCUGCUGCCUACGCUUUGAGGUAGUAGCUAUGAGAAGGGAGGCGGCAGGCAGGCUGGCUGUCAUUUUAAUGGGGUGGAUGGAGGAAUACUGCAAAAUGGCUUUCUUGCUGCCUAACCAUCUGGCAGAAGCCUAUCCCUGUUCCUCCUCUCUAGAGCAGCAGAGGCGGCUGUAAUUAAGCCCUCAUCAUCAAACCAUCUCCUACUCUGCACCAGGCACAGCGAAAGAUUUAUAGGGGCUUGGGAAAGGGCUUGAAAUAGACAAGGCGGGCCCUGAUUGGCUCUGAUCUGUCAGCAUGAUGUCACCAUCACCCAAUCCAAAGAUACCACCUCCCCACUGAGCAUGUGUUGGAAGUCUAGCCAGGGAAUUAACCCUUUUAUGGCUCUCAGCUUUGGAGAUUUCUGGUUACUUCAUAUUUCCUGGCAUAGUUUAGAGGGUAAAUCUGUAACUGUCCCUUAUCUCCUGACUCCCAAAGCAUUGCUGUAUCUUUUUUUAAAAAGCUGCAUGGCAGGCAGGUAUUUCGUCAUAUGAAGUUUCCUACCCAACCCAAUAUGAGUGAUGGCUCGUUUGGAGUAGGAAAAGCAGCCCCUCCCAAAAGCAAAACAAAUUGUGACACUUUGUUUGCAGCACCAGAGCUUGAGGAAGAUGAUGUAUAACUGAUGGGGAACCUUUUUGACCCACCCACGCACCCCUGCCCUGCAGGUGGGUGGUGCUACUCAUCUGUCAAAGUUGGCCUGCAGGGAAAUAGUGACCAAGUGGGACUGAGCUCCUAGCCUGUCAGCUGGUGGACCAGGGAGUUCAAUCCAGCUCUCCACAUCUGAUGCUGGAUGUUGAGCAUGUGGAUGUGGUUUGGGGAAAACUGUGUUUCAUUUGGGGAAGAAUAUCUGGCCAAAUUUGACCCAUGGGCCAGAGGUUCCCUGCUGUAUACAAUAGAGAUGGUUUAAACAAAUUCUGUACGCUUUGUAGUCUCCAUGGAAAUAGGUAGGCAGCUUUUUAAUCAACAUAUUUUUUGCUGGGCUGCAUGCUGUGAAAAGUGACAGGUUUUUGUCAAGCUGCUCUUAAAAGCCCAAGAACAGGGGAAAUCGGUUUCUUUCUGAUCUGCUGGCAGCUCCAUUUGGAAUUGUCCUGGUGGAAGUGUUUUACUCGUUUGCUGGGUCUGCUCACCAUAUCUGGAGCCGUAAAAGGAAUGCCAUUUCAGAAUAGAUGGGCUAUGGCUGUGCCUCUCCCAGCUUUGUUUAUAUGGAGCUUUGCUCACUCGUGAGCCGGCUUAAGUUCUAAAAGCAUUUCAUCUGCUCUCUUGUGGCAUGAAUUGUUUAACGGGGAAUUGAUACUCCUGCCUCUCAGCAUAUUAUCCAGAGCCUUGUACAAAAAAAUGUUUAUAUUCAAAACAGCAUGUUUUCCUAAACAAUGGAUUGACAUUGUAAUUAAAAUAAACACUUGUGUAACCUGGUAAAUUGUUCAAAAGAAAACAUUGAAAUUGAUCAGUUCACAUUGCAAAUGCGUUCAGAACUUUUAACUGACAACCACUCAAGUGCCUUAAAACAUACUGUAGAAUGAUACAGUGGUACCUCGGGUUACAUACGCUUCAGGUUACAUACCCUUCAGGUUACAGACUCCGCUAACCCAGAAAUAGUACCUCGGGUUAAGAACUUUGCUUCAGGAUGAGAUCAGAAAUUGUGCUCCUGCGGCGCGGCAGCAGUGGGAGGCUCCAUUAGCUAAAAUGGUGCUUCACGUUAAGAACAGUUUCAGGUUAAGAACGGACCUCCAGAACGAAUUAAGUACUUAACCCGAGGUACCACUGUACUUGAAUGGCAGGUUCGACUUACCGUGAAAUGUCCUUAAUAUAAUUAAAAUAAACACUUGUGUAACCUGGUAAGUUGUUCAAAAGGAAACAUUGAAAUCAAUCAGUUCACGUUGCAAAUGCAUUCAGAACUUUUAACUGACAACCACUCAAGUGCCUUAAGACAUUCUGUAGAAUGAUACUUGAAUGGCAGGUUGGACUUACCAUAAAAUGUCCUUCUGGUCAGCAGAGAGUGGAGCACACAGGAAAGUUAACUUCUGGAGAUAGUCAGCACUGAUUGAAUGAUCAGGUGGUGCUGGGCGGCCAGUAGGGGAAGUGGAACCUUACUGCAACUGCCAGUCCUUGAAAAGCGUUGAGGGUGAGGCUGGUCCAACACCUAGUAAUAAUAACAUUGUGAACAUAAGACUAACAGUGGGAGAUAGUUGGAGCCUCUGAGAGUUCCUGUUCUAGGCUGAUCAGAGGAACUAGCCCCAUGAAGCCUAAGGUCCCAUCUGGGUGGGGCUGAUGCACUUUCCACUGACCAAAAGGACACUAUAGGGACGCGGGUGGCGCUGUGGGAUAAACCAGAGCCUAGGGCUUGCCGAUCAGAAGGUCGGCGGUUCGAAUCCCCGCGACGGGCUGAGCUCCCGUUGCUUGGUCCCAGCUCCUGCCCACCUAGCAGUUUGAAAGCACGUCAAAGUGCAAGUAGAUAAAUAGGUAUCGCUCCAGCGGGAAGGUAAACGGCGGUCUGUGCGCUGCUCUGGUUCGCCAGAAGCGGCUUAGUCAUGCUGGCCACAUGACCGGAAGCUGUACGCCGGCUCCGUCGGCCAAUAAAGCGAGAUGAGCCCCGCAACGCCGUGAUAUUUUAGUGUAUUUUUGGUUUCUAUGGAAGCCGCCCAGAGUGGCUGGGGAAACCCAGUCAGAUGGGCGGGGUACAAAUAAUAUAUUUUUU
Messenger RNA from Podarcis lilfordi (Lilford's wall lizard), 20260 nucleotides. Lineage: Eukaryota; Metazoa; Chordata; Lepidosauria; Squamata; Lacertidae. The record is from the annotation of a GenBank genome assembly.